UGUGCUCUACGAAAUUCUGAAAAUUUUUGCAAAAAAAAAUAUCAAAUAAAUCUUCAUUCCCAUUAAAAUAAUGCAAACAAUAUGAAACUUUACUAAAAAAAUACAUAUUCUUAAAUUAAGUGUGUCAUGGAAAUAAUAUAUUUUUCUAAUUGGAUAAACUCCUUAACCAGAUGCUCUUAUCUACAACGAUAAGUAGUUUUUUUUUGUCAUUUAUCAAAGUUAAUCAAAAUUUUCUUAUCAAAAAUUACAAUUUGAUAAAUUUUGCGUAGAAUAUAAUUAGCUGCUGUCGCAAUGAAUAUAAUUUAUUUAACAAUCAUUUGCCUAUCAAUGACAUUAUUUGUCAAUAGCACUGAUGUCAUCAAAAAUCUUGCUAGUCGAAUUCCCAUCAAUAGCAACAGCAACAGUGCUUUAGUUCGCAACGAAAAAACUCCACUAAAUACUAGAAACGUUCAAGCCCUUUGUCCGAAUGUAUUCCAUCAUAUAUUUAGUGGCUAUGUCCCGCGUGAUGGCACCGAAGCAGGAAACAUGACUGACUUAAAAUUUGACGGUGAAGUCAAUCUAUACAACUGUGUUUUGGCAUGUUGUGAGAAAAAGAAUCACACAUGCAAUGUUGCUUUUGUUUAUAAGCAAACAUGCUACCAUGUUAGAUGCAAUAGCAAUGCCGCUUGCUUGCCCAAAGAAAGAGGCGAUGCCAAAGGCCCUCUUGAGAUGGUUUUGGUCAAUCCCGUUGUCACUCAACCUGGUGACGAGGAUAUAACCUGGAUGGAUGUUCUAAAAGCUGAAAAGCUUAGCGAACUCAUUCCAGAAGAGGAAGCUACACCCACAGCUACAAAUCCUCUCAAUUUCUGGAAACAAUCGAGCAAGUUUCGAUAUGACUCACCUUCGGCCGUGUAUGAAGAUGAAUACAUGCCGAUGGAGGAGAAGAGAGUCAAACAGCUCUUUAUGAAUCGAAAGAAUGAUAUUUAUGGCAACUCUGCUAUGGAUGAAGAUGCUGACGAUGAAAUGCUUUUCUAUAGUGGAUCUGCCAAGUAUAUUCCAUGCGAUCCCACUAUGGACGGGGGAUGCCCGGAAAAAGAAGUCUGUGUUGGCAUUCGAUCUGGGGAGCGAAAGGGAAUCUGCAAGUGUAUUCUUGGAUAUGCCAGGAAUCGCCUUAGAGAAUGUGUCCUGAGAGACAUUGACUUUGGAGGCGAUAAAAUUGUUGAGAAAAUCUUUCAAAGUGAAGGACCUAGGCAUAUUUCUUUAUUAGAAUCAAUGCCAGUUACUGAAAGGCAAAUGGAUGAAAAUGGUGCUGCUGCGGCAGCUAGCAAGGAAGAGCAACAAACUAAAAUUGCUGUCUCGGUAAUGUCGAAGGAGGUAACCCUACCAGAAAAGGAGGUAACCCUGUCGGCUUAUACUGUCCCCGAUGAACAGUCAAGUGGAGUUCCAUACAAAUACUUGUGGACAUUGAUAACUCAGCCAAAAGGUCCAAUGAAUGGAACUAUAUCUGAUCAAACCAAGUCCAAGGUGAAACUAUCAAAUCUCUCCGAAGGUCUGUACACUUUUAAAGUCUCAGUGACGGGGAAUGGAACUUAUGGUGAUGCUAUGGCUAAUGUUACAGUUUUCCCAGAGAAGCGGAUAAAUCGUUUGCCACAAGUUGUAAUCUCUCCAUCAGAGCAGACUAUUAAAUGGCCAACGACAAAGGCGAUCCUGGAUGGCAGUGCAAGUACAGAUGAUGAUAAGAUCAUCGGGUGGCAUUGGGAGUUGAAAUCUGGACCGAUUGGUUAUGAACCAAGCCUUCCUGAGAUCAAUACACUUCAAUUGAGUGAUUUGACAUCUCCUGGAAACUAUACAUUUCAAUUGACUGUGACAGACUCGGAUAAUGCCAAGAAUUCGACAACAGCUAAUAUUACGGUCCUUAAAGUGACCGAUUAUCCACCGGAAGCGAAUGCUGGAAGUGCUGUAAUGGUCUAUUUGCCUCAUAAUAAUGUCACUUUAAAUGGAACUGCCAGUACUGAUGAUCGAGAGAUUGUUGCAUGGGAAUGGACUAAAGAUGCUAGUGAUGAAAGUAAAGCUGUUGACAUGCAGAACACACGAACGCCUUAUCUGCAAUUGUCCAAUUUGGAAGAAGGAAUGUAUACAUUUGUGUUGAAAGUCACAGAUGGUAGUAAUCAAUCGAGUACGGCAAAAGUGCCGGUAUUUGUGAAGCCACCUACGAAUACUCCUCCGGUGGCUGAAGCUGGAACGAAUUCUACAACUAAUUUACCAAAGAACUGGGCGGAACUUAAUGGAUCGCAAUCGAAAGAUGACAUUAAAAUCACAUCAUAUCGAUGGUCUCAGGUUUCGGGACCCAAAGAUGCGGUGAUAGUGAAAGGUAAUGAAUCUGUUGCCAAUGCGACGAGUCUAACUAUUGGACUCUAUGAAUUCCAAUUGACUGUUUCCGAUGAGAAUAACAACACAGCUAGUGACAGUACAUGGGUGAAGGUUGUUCAGGAGAAGAAUAGUGCUCCAGUAGCUAAUGCUGGAGGAGAUCAAAGUAUAACCUUGCCGGUAUCUGUGAUCUAUUUGAAUGGAUCGAAAUCGUAUGAUGAUUUGAAUGUGGUAAACUAUACCUGGACAAGAGACGAUAUGAGUCUAGCAGCUGGUAAUAUUGUUGGCAACACCAAUCAUGAAGCAGUUUUGAUGCUUACCGAUGUGGCACAUGGCAGGUAUGUCUUUAAAUUGACUGUUAAUGAUGAACAGGGUUUAACUGGCAGUGAUACGGUGAGUGUAAUUGUACGACCUGAUCCGAAGCUAUUGAAUCUAGUCGAACUAACAUUCUCCAUGGGAAUCUCUGUACUGACCCAAUCCGAAUUGGAUUCAAUGGUUCAAAAAAUAGCAUUACUUUUGGGAAAUGUUAAAAUCUAUGUCCGAAAGUUAAAAAUCGAUUCAAAGUCGGAUGAAGCGAUUUUGGUUUUCUAUGCUGAGGAACUACCACCAGCUGGAACCACAGACAUCAAAUCGACUCCGAUACCUGGACUCAGAGUCGAACAAAUAUUGAAAGAGAAAAUUUUACGUGAUUCAUCGAUUUUGGGAGCUGCAUUUGCUGAUGUUCGUACAACAGUUUGUCAGAAUAAAUGUUCUGGUCAUGGUUCUUGUAACACUGUCACUCGUUCCUGUAUGUGUGAAACUUUUUGGAUGCCUUCUGUGUUCUAUUUUUGGGGUGUAGAAGAAGCCAAUUGUGAUUGGUCGAUUUUGUAUGUCGUCGUUGCAGUUAUUGUUGGAUUUUUGCUAUUGUCUGGUCUAUUUUGGGGUAUUUCAUGUGCCUGUCGUACUACAUCUAAGAAACCCAGAUCACGUCCAAAAGUACAGAAAUACUCUCUGAUUGGAUCGCAAGAAGAGGAACUUCCUACUUCAUAUAGUCGUGCUACAUCGCUAACCGACUCGGAGACCGAUUCAGAUGUUGUUUUUGAGACACGUUCGAAGCCGAACGGUAUUUUACGGUCAAAUGGUGCACCACGAAAUAAUAAUCAUACUUCGAAAUAUGCAACAACCAAAAUUGGACGUAAAAUCAAGACAUAGAAUUUUUAAAUACCUACUCCAGCAGAAACAGAAAGAGAAGAAGAGAAGACAUUUGAGAAUAGAGUGAGCGAGCGAGUUGGGGAAAGAGAUUCCUCACAACAUUCCAGUUUUUGAAACGCGAUGUUCCUUUGUAAAGCCAAGUAAUGUGUAUGUGUGGAUGUUGCGACGAAAUUGUAGUCGUUUAUUUCAUUCAAUGAUUAGUUAUGUAUUUUUUUAAUUUAAUUUCAUCAGGGAAAGCACAAAGUAUAAGUAUUUUUUUUUAUUUAAGUUUUUUUUUUUGAAAAAAUAACUACCUAUACUAUUUAAGUUGGUAGUUUUUGCAUUCAUAGACCUCAGAAACAUUUUUGAUAUUGGAAAAUGUCUUAAUCUUUAAAGAAGCAGAAGACUUCUUGUAUAC
This is a messenger RNA of Episyrphus balteatus (marmalade hoverfly), 3934 nucleotides long. Its product is annotated as dyslexia-associated protein KIAA0319-like protein. The transcript is spliced from 2 exons. The record is from RefSeq and is a predicted model, not a curated record. Gene Ontology annotation, cellular component: cytoplasmic vesicle; plasma membrane. Lineage: Eukaryota; Metazoa; Arthropoda; Insecta; Diptera; Syrphidae. Bases 292 to 3537 code for a protein of 1081 amino acids.